Molecule: messenger RNA, 4443 nt
Organism: Paramisgurnus dabryanus
Lineage: Eukaryota; Metazoa; Chordata; Actinopteri; Cypriniformes; Cobitidae
Product: NLR family CARD domain-containing protein 3-like
Molecular function (GO): protein binding
Source: RefSeq, a predicted model, not a curated record
GCGAACCAAAUAUUGAUUUGACUUCACAAAAGUGAAAGUAAAAGCGCAGUGCAGAUCUUUAUAUGCAAACACAAGCCUGAAAAUAAGCGACUUUAGACGGCCUAGUAGCCUCUAAAAUGAGUCUCUAUAAAAGAGAAAAGGAGAGACCAUCAUCUCCAGUAGCCAGCUUCACCUCUUUGAGGACUGACAAAUCCUAUGAAUAUUUUCCUCCUGAUCUCAGCGAUAAAGCUGUGACAUCUGAAGUCUGUGAGUACAGUAAUGAUCCGUCCCCGGUUCAGUGCAGCUAUGAUUAUGUUCUGAAGAGAGUUAAAGAUUUUUUCAAGGCCAGCAUGAUGAACAAGAAUAAAAAUAUAUUUGAAGGAAUCCAACAAGAAAAUCUAACCCUCCUGAACAGUAUUUACACACAACUGUACAUCAUAGAGGGAGAGAGUGAAGAAGUAAAUAAAGAACAUGAGGUUUUGCACAUGGAGAUAAAGGCCAGAACACAACACUCACAAGACACUCCAAUAUACUGCAAUGACAUCUUUAAAACCUUCCCUGAACCGGGAUAUAAAACAGAGAAAAGGAGGAGGAAAAACAAAAUCAAGAGCGUUCUUACUAAAGGCAUCGCUGGAAUCGGAAAGACUGUUUCUGUGCAGAAGUUUAUUCUGGAUUGGGCCGAGGGAAAAGCCAAUCAGGAUGUAGAUUUCAUGUUUGUGCUUCCGUUUCGAGCGCUGAACUUGAUUAAAGAUGAUCAGUACAGUCUUCACAAACUUCUGCUCGACUUUCAUCCUGAACUUCAAGAUCUGCACCCAAAGAUUUUUGAGGAGUGUAAAGUUGUGUUCAUCUUCGAUGGUUUGGAUGAAAGCAGAAUCGAGCUGAAGUUUUUAGAGUCUGUGGAUAUUUUUAAUGUUACUCAGACAUCAUCAGUGGCUGUUUUGAUAGCAAACCUCAUGAAAGGAGAUCUGCUUCCAUCCGCUAAUAUUUGGAUCACCUCCAGACCAGCAGCAGCCAACCAGAUUCCUCCUGAAUACAUAAACCGUGUGACAGAAAUCCAGGGAUUCAAUGAUUCUCAGAAGGAGGAAUAUUUCAGGAAGAGAAUCCGUGAUGAACAUCAAGUCAGCAAAAUCAUCUCUCACAUUAAAACAUCAAGAAGCCUCCACAUCAUGUGUCACAUACCGGUCUUCUGUUGGAUCUCAGCCACUGUUCUUCAAAAAAUCCUGAAAGAAAAUGACAAAUCAGAAAUACCUAAAACUCUGACUGAAAUGUACAUACACUUCCUAAAUGUCCAAACAAAUGUGAGAAGUCAGAAGUAUGAUGGGAGAGAUGAGAAAGAUCCAAAGAAACUUCUGCAGUCCAACAGAGAAGUGCUUCUGAAACUAUCUGAACUGGCUUUCAAACAGCUGAUGAAGGGCAAUGUGAUGUUUUAUGAAGAGGACCUGAGAGAUUGUGGCAUUGAUGCCACUGAGGCAGUCCGAUAUUCUGGGAUUUGCACAGAGAUUUUUAAACAGGAAUCUGUGAUUUAUCAGAGGAAAGUUAACUGCUUCAUACAUCUAUUUCAGGAGUUUCUCGCCGCUUUCUAUGUGUUUUACUCUUAUUUAAUAAACACAACCGAGACACUGAAGAUGUUUGAUUCACUUUAUAAUUUGCUUGAAGGAGCUGUAGAGAAAGCCCUGGAGCAUGAGAAUGGACACCUGGAUCUUUUCCUCAGAUUUCUGCUCGGUAUCUCGCUUGAGUCCAAUCAAAGAUUGUUGCUGGGCUUACUACCACACACUGAGGAAAGCACAAAGAUCAUCCAGAAAACUACUGCUUACAUCAAAAACAAAAUCAAAGAUGGAUAUGGUCUCUCAGCUGACAGAUCCAUCAAUCUGUUCCUUUGUCUGUUUGAAAUGAACGACCAGACUCUGUACAGAGAGAUUAGAGAGUUUCUAAAGUCUGAGAGAAAUUCAAGAAAUCAAAUCUCUGCUGCACAUUGCUCAGCCAUAGCCUAUAUACUUCAAAUGUCAGAGGAGGUGAUGGAUCAGCUGGACCCCAAAAAAUACAACACAUCUGAAGAGGGUCGAAGAAACCUGUUACCAGCUCUGAGAAACUGCAGGAAAGCACUGUUUGCUGACUGUAAUCUUACAAAUCAAUCCUGUGAAAUUGUGGCUUCAGCAUUACGUUCAUCAAACCCUCGGCUGAGAGAACUGGACCUGAGUAACAACGACCUGCAGGAUUCAGGAGUAAAGAUCCUCUGUACUGGAUUGGAGAGUCCGCACUGUACACUGGAGAUAAUGAAAUUGUCUGGCUGCUUAGUCACAGAAGAAGGCUGCUGUUUUUUGGCCUUAGCUCUGAGAUCAAACCCAUCACAUCUGAUCGAGCUGGAUCUGAGCUACAAUCAUCCUGGAGACUCAGGAGUUCAGAUGCUUUCUGAUUUACUGAGAGAUCCACACUGCAGACUGGACAAACUCAACUUGGAUCACGGAGAGCCCUUCAGGAUCACACCAGGAUUACGAAAGUACGCAUGUGAUCUCACCAUGGAUCCAAACACAGCACAUAUUCGUCUCCUUCUGUCGGAGGGAAACCGAAAGAUAACGUGCGUGCACGCGGAGCAGCCGUAUCCCGAUCAUCCGGAGAGAUUUGAGCGUUAUGAGCAGAUUUUGUGUAAGGAGAGUCUGUCUGAACGCUGUUAUUGGGAAGUGGACUGGAAUGGCUGGUGUCACAUAUCAGUGACGUAUAAAGGAAUCAGCAGGAAAGGAGGCAGCAAAUGUAGGUUCGGACUGAAUGAGAAAUCUUGGAAUCUUUACUGCUGUGACACAAUUUACUCUGCGUGGCACAAUAAGAAAAGCACAAACGUUCCUCUUCCUUCAUCUCACUCUCACAAAGUAGGAGUUUACCUGGACUGGACCGCCGGCGCUUUGUCCUUCUACAGCGUCUCAGACACAAACCCACAAACAUACACACACAUAUACACAUUCAACUCCACAUUCACCGAGCCUCUCUGCGCAGGAUUUGGACUUUAUUCAGACUCCUCGGUGUGUCUGUGUGAGAUGUGAGGGAAUGUUCAUCAACAUUUAGCAAUUUAGAUUUUUAAAAUGUGUUUUAAAACAUUUCAUAUUAUUAUGGCAUAUCAAAAUUUUGCUUUCAAAAUCUAAUUAAUUUUUUAAUCUAUCAAGUAGCAGUUCAAACCUUUUUUUAUACCUUUUAUAUAUAACAUAUUAUGAAAUUAAGCUAUAUGGCAAACUAGAAAUGUACACAUCGACCCACAUCUACGCAGCAACCUUUAACAUUGGCUGUUUCUUAAUGUCAAGGAUACUUCCUUGGCAGGAACGGUCUGUCCAAGUCACUGUCUGUUUCUCAAUGUCAAGGAAGGAUCCUCGAAAGCCAGAAUUACGAGGAUGCUACAUCAUCGACAUCCGUUGAAGGACUGUUCAGAUGUCAAGGAUCCUUGGAAUUGCAACCAAGGACUGAGUCCUUCGUUCGAAAAAUAUCCCAUAUACAGGAAAGGAUGCAUAAGGGGCUGAUCACACCAAAAGCGUUUAUGGCAGUUGCAGGCGCCUUUUUUGAAUGAUAUUCUAUGGGCAGGGAGCGUUUGCGCGCUGUUUAUGCACACCGAACGCCUUGCGUUUUUGCCGCCAACCACAGCACGCGCCUUUGAAGGAGCGCUGAGAGCGGAGAAGCGCCCGACGUCAUUUGCGUCUUUCCAUUGUCCAAUCGAAUGAGGGGAGAGGCGGGCCUUAAGUUGUGGUGAGGGAAGUUUACAGUUGCUUUGAAGAACUGGACUGCAGUCACUCACUCUCUCCUGUGUGUUUGUGCACCUCUCAUCCUCAAACAAGGUCAGAGCAAGGGCCCUCUUUUUAAAGUUUCUGCUUAUAUGACAGUUAACAGCAAAAGAGCGCUCACGCUUCAAUAUUUAAUUGACAAGACAGCUGACUCGGUGGUUGCUUAGCUAUAUAAAAAGCCGCGUCGCACUGCUCUUUUUUAAAAAAGGCAGUGCGUCUUGCCUUGCGUUUCCAAGCGUUUAACGCAGCAUUCUGACGGCCAGCGAUGUUAUCGCUGUGUGUCGCCCGUCUCUUUCAAUGAGGCGUUUCUAAAUUUGCUUGUCAUACACAAAUGAGUACCAUCCACGGCAAUAACUGACGAGAGAAGGAUGACGUGAACUCCACUGCUUCGUUCUCAUUGGUAGUCGCUCCCGAAAUUCGCUCGACAUUUGCAUAAAGUUAAACUUUUCUUAACUUUCUCGCAUCGCUGGACACGCCCAUACGGUCGCCAACGGUCACUUUCGCUCGUGCUGCCGGAAGUCGCUCGGUUUCCAUUGAAAUGAAUGAGAUCGUGUCGCUCUGCCACUCAUGGUCGCUGGCUGUCUGAAUCGGGGGUAAAGCGCGUUUGGUGUGAUUAGCCCCUAAGUGUUGUUUUAAGUUAAUUGUGAUCUUGUAAAUACACUUAUUUAAAGGGAUAGUUCGGCCAAAAAUGAUAUUAAACCCA